Molecule: messenger RNA, 3021 nt
Organism: Heterobilharzia americana
Lineage: Eukaryota; Metazoa; Platyhelminthes; Trematoda; Strigeidida; Schistosomatidae
Source: the annotation of a GenBank genome assembly
AUGAAUCAAAGCAGUCAAAAGCGACCUCCUAGUGGACAGUCUCAGUUCCACUCAAGUCAUUCUGCCCAGAUGGGUUCGACAACAUCCAGUGCUCAUCCAGCCUCAGCAUCUCAGACCGUUCCUCAUCAUCGUGGGAAUCACCCUGGCCCUCCAGGAUUUGGUACGAUGAGCUCUCAUGGCAGUCUUUCACAAUCAAUGGAUCCUAAUUCGAAUUUGCAUAACACACACCAUCAAACGAGGGCUUCGCCAUCACUUUCACCAAGUCCUGGAAGCAAUAUUUAUCAGACUCGCCGAUCACAAUUGGCUCCUCCACCAAAUCAUCCGAAUAAAAGGCCUCGUAUUUUGGGGGCAUCCAAACAGCCUCAUGCUAUAUCAUCUAUACCUCCAGGUCAUGCGACGAACACUAUUUCACCUGCUGGAAUGGAGGCAAUACUAGGGAGCGUCGUUGCUAGUAAGGCAAUGGCAAGUCUUGCAGCUGGAUCUAAUUUCCUCAACCCAAAUGCGUAUUCAGCAGCUACGGAAGCUGCUGCUGCAGCUCUUACACCAUUUUAUACAUCCAUCAACAAUGCCAAUGUUUCAAACCCAUCAGCAGCUACGACUCCUAACCAGGUUGUUUACCAGCCUCACACACAACACCAUUGUUCAUUGGGUAGUAACUCAACAUCAGGUUCUCAUUUAUUCAACCAGCAACAUGUUUUAUCAUCCACGAACACAGCAUAUGGUGGCUCUUUGGUGGGUUCCAUGCCUAGUUCACUUUUUAACUCCUUGAAUAACAGGCCAGCGUUCUCUCAUGCAACUGUGUCUACUCAGGCAAUAACUUCCGGACAGGCAUUAGUGAGUACACCUGGCUUGGGAUCGCAGUCUGUGACUAGUCAUCCUCCUUCAUCGCAUUUAUCUUCAAAGGCACCACAUCCGACGGCCAUCUCUCAGAGUCCUUCUCGCCUGAUUUCUGGUCACCUUCAUCAUCCACAUGUUCCCACACAUCCUAGUCAAAACAGUUUUCAUCAGUCGAAUCAUCCUUUACCUCAACCAAAUUCUCAGCAUCACAUGAUGGGACAUUCCAAUCUUCCUCAAGGUAGCGGUGUUCUUCGGCAACAAACUAAAGAACCGGCUUACCAUCCACAGGUUGAAGCGAUAUCCCCUGCUCCUGACGAAUCACGCUUAGCGGAUGCCCAAGAUGCGAAACUCCAUCGCGAACGCGAAGAGAUUAAUCGUCAACUAACUGUAUUGGAUGCUGAUAUUAAUAAACAAGAAUCUCACCUUAGAAAUCUAUGUGAACGGGAAGCGCGCCUCACUGCUCGUCUUGCUGCAGCACCUGCUCGUGGUAUAUCCAACAAUGAAUUGGAAAACAAUAUAGUUCCCGAAAGUAAAUCAGAGAAAGUUGACGUUGUUGUAUCAGAUGCAUCUUUCAUUAGCAAAGUCAGUUUUGAACGGAACUACGAAAACCCAAUCCAGGCAAUCAUUUCAGAAAAUCGGCAGCGUACUCGUCAGAGGCAUCUCAUUUUCACUAAGCUGUGUGGUCCUAAAGUUAAACCAGGACCUUAUGCAUUACCUUUUUACCGCCAACCUUCUGACUUGCCAAGCGUAAGGGCUACACAGUCUAGUUUUCGUGGCCAUUUCCGAGCGAAACUCGUUCUUUACCUUCAAAGACGUCUGCGUGCUGAACAUAGUCGAAUUCAAUUUUUAGCUCAGCAAUAUGAACGAAACUCUAAGGUAUUCACUAAAAAGAUGGAUAAACUGCUAAGUACAACCAACAAAGCAUUACCAGAAGUGAAAAAAAAUCGCGAAGAUCGAGAAAUGGGAGGCACUGAGUACAGUAAGCCAGGAAUUGAAGAUGCUGAUUCCGGUGGGAUAUCGAACAUGGCAGAUGGAUCUCAGACUACUCCUUACGAUGCCGUUGAAGAAAUGAAUAAGUUGAAGGAAUAUGCGAUUGACCCUCCAGUUAUGCUUGCACCGUGGCAGCAUCGAUAUCAAUUCAUAUGUGAAUCAGGUUUGAUUACUGAUUGUCGUGCUCAGCUUCAAGAAACACAAGACCUAUCAAAAUGGUCAGAAGAGGAGAAGCAGACAUUUAAGGAAAGGUUUUUAGCCACUCCUAAAAAUUUCACCUCAAUAGCUGCACACUUGGAGCGUAAGUCAGUUGCGGAAUGUAUCCGAUAUUACUACUUGUCUAAGAAGAAAGAGGGAUAUAAGCAACUACUAAAAAAACAUAAUGCUCGCCGACGUCGGGCUGCCCAAACGGAACGCGGGGGCGGAGGUACUGGUGGGGCAUCAGGUAAUUCAAAUGUUGGUGGGAGUGGAAGUGGUCAUGGGUUUGCUGAAACUCAUGAAACCAGUGAAGUUAAGGAUGCUUAUGGGUGCAAGAAUCCUUCGAGGAGGGAGACGCUUCAUGGAAACACUAGUGGAGCACGAAGUCGAACUGGCCGCGGUCGUCCACCUCAACAUUGCGCGCAUUCACAUCAUUCUAGUCACGGUCACAACACCGGUGGCUCACAUGGACGUAACCGUUCCGUUAGUAAUUGUUGCCGAAUGAAUGCAAAUUCCCAAACUAAUCUGGUGCCUGUAGGUACGUGUAUAGUGAAAAUUCACUCACUUUUCGCAUUUGUUUUUGCUUAUCCACAACAUCGUUCAUUAUGUAUUGAGGAAUUACCUGUUGAAGGCAGAGUAAAAAGUGAACCUGAUAGCUAUCCUACAUCAAAUGAAAACCCAAUGAAUACAAGUAAGACAUUGCCUUCGAUAACCUCCCCUUCUGGCGGAAAAGCUUUUGAAUCGUCUUCCAACAACUCAGAAAGUUUGGUUGCAAAUUUUAAAAAUAGCAACCCUAGCACAAUGAAACCAGCCUCAAGUAUCGUCACAUUUUGCUUAGAUUUUGAUGACUCUGUUAAGGUGAAGACGGAUACGCCUUCUACCACUAUUUUCCCUUCUACAACAGCAGCUGAAAUUUAUGCAGCUGCCGCACGUUAUGCAGCCGUUAGUGCUAACGCUUGUGGAUUGCAGCUGCACAGUUUUAUUAAUUCUCGUUAA